This is a messenger RNA of Sorex araneus (European shrew), 3712 nucleotides long. It is a transcript of the gene PWWP2A, whose product is annotated as PWWP domain containing 2A. The coding region runs from base 86 to 1594 and encodes 502 amino acids. Gene Ontology annotation, molecular function: chromatin binding; histone binding. Gene Ontology annotation, cellular component: nucleus. Lineage: Eukaryota; Metazoa; Chordata; Mammalia; Eulipotyphla; Soricidae. The record is from RefSeq and is a predicted model, not a curated record. The transcript is spliced from 3 exons.
GUCGCCGCCGCCGCCGCCGCCGCCGCCGCCGCUGCCGCCGCGGCCGCGGGAGCCGGAGCCGGAGAAGGGAGAAGCCAGGGAGAAAAUGGCGGCCGUGGCUGCUGAGGCGGCGGCGACCGCGGCGUCCCCCGGGGAGGGGGGCGCCGGCGAGGCCGAGCCCGAGAUGGAGCCCAUCCCCGGCAGCGAGGCGGGCGCGGACCCGCUCCCGGGCACGGCCACGGAAGCGUCGGUGCCGGACGGCGAGGCCGACGGGCAGCCGCCUUCCCCGCGGGCCGACGAGCCGCCGCCUCCCUCGCCGCCGCCGCCGCCGCCGCCCGGGGAGCCCGCGCGCUGCGGGGACGCGGCCGAGCCGCCGCCCGCCGGGGCCGGGGAGCCGCCCGGGCCGCCCGCGCCCGCCCCGGCCGCCGCCGCCGCCGCCGCCGCCGAGCCCCCGCCCCCGCCCGCGCCCGCGCCCGCGCCCGCGCCCGCGCCGCCCGGGGACGCGGCCGUGUCGCGCCUCAUCCCCGGCUCCGAGGUGCGGGUCACGCUGGACCACAUCAUCGAGGACGCGCUCGUGGUGUCGCUGCGCCUCGGGGACAAGCUCUUCUCCGGGGUCCUCAUGGACCUGUCCAAAAGGUUUGGGCCUCAUGGGAUCCCGGUGACAGUAUUUCCCAAGAGGGAAUAUAAGGAUAAACCCGAAGCCACGCAGCUCCAAAGUCAUACAUUCCAAGACGGGCCGGAGGUCAAGUGUGAAGCCAAUGGUGCUGUUCCCAACGACCCUUCUCCCGUGCCGCCUCCUGAGCCCAGCCUGGCCGCGAGCCCGUGGACUUCCAAGCCGCCGCCGCUCUUCCACGAAGGAGCGCCUUACCCUCCCCCGUUGUUUAUCAGGGACACGUACAACCAGUCAAUACCUCAGCCGCCGCCGCGGAAAAUCAAGCGACCCAAGCGGAAAAUGUACAGGGAAGAGCCCACGUCGAUCAUGAACGCCAUCAAGCUCCGGCCGCGCCAGGUCCUCUGCGACAAGUGCAAAAACAGCGUCGUGGCGGAGAAGAAGGAGAUCCGGAAGGGGAGCAACACCAGCGACUCUUCCAAGUACGAAGACAAGAAGCGGAGGCACGACGGCGUGACGACCGUCAACAAAAAACUGAAAACGGACCCGAAGGUGGACGGAAAAAACCAAAACGAGAGCCAGAGGAGAAGCGCCGUGGUGAAGGUGGCGAGCAUGGCCCAGGGCAGGGGCCGGGUGGUGAAGGUGUCCGCGCAGGCGAACUCGUCCAAGGCCCAGCUGGGCGCGCAAAAGGUGCUGCAGAGCAAGAACAUGGACCACGCGAAGGCGCGCGAGGUGUUGAAAAUGGCCAAAGAGAAGGCGCAGAAGAAGCAGGGCGAGGCCGCCGCGGCCCGGCCCGCGCACGCCAAGGUCCACUUCACCCGGCGCUACCAGAACCCCAGCUCAGGUGCCCUCCCGCCCCGGGUGCGCUUAAAACCGCAGCGGUACCGCAACGAGGAGAAUGACUCUUCCCUGAAGGCGGGCCUGGAGAAGGUGCGGGGCGGCAAGGUGGCCCCCAAGCCCCCGGCCCGCUGCACCUCCACCCGCUCCGCAGCACAAAGACAUUAGCAGGCCGCUGGGUUCAUGGACCGGUACCAAAUCCCACGCGAACAGCAGAGCUUCGGGACUGGAUGCAGUUGGAGACUCGUUUUUCAAGCUACACUAUGAAGUAGUGUUUCAAACCAACAGUCUACACAGGGGCACUUUCAGACUGUGCUAUGCGAAACUGAAGAAAAGGUAUUAGGGGAAUAUUUUAUUAAAAAAGAAAACAACAACAACCAACCACCAUGAACUAUUGCAAUAAGUUAUGCAUGAGAGGAGAAGUGAUGAGAUACGCAUACGGAGAACUGACUUGGAUUUUACGUCGGAAGAGUCACUGACAGGAACGUCCUCCGAACAGUGAAGUUCUUACCAAGACCGUUUGGACAGGCCUUAAAGGCGUGGGAUGGCGGCAGAAAUGCGGAAUUAUUUUUUCAUACUCAUUUUGUUUUCUUCCUAAGGUUUCUGUUCAUUGGUUCAGAUGUGAGCAAAAAAGGUGUUUCCUAAUGUGGCUGUUGGCCUACGCGCCGGCAGCCCCCCCCCCCCCCCCCCCGUGCGGAGACCCCUGUUCCUUUAGGUGCCGGUGAGGCCACAGAGGGGGCCCCGUGCCUCGACGAGCACGUGGCCCUCUCCUGUCCUGGAUCCUGAGGCAGGGCUGUGUUGCCGUGACUCUAUGUUUGCUUGUUGGAACAUUGUAAGAUGUAUUUAUUUGCCACCAGUAUUGAUCAUUUCGUGCACAUUUUCAUAACGAACUUCUUCCCUUUCAGACCGACUCGAAAGUGGGCGGUAGGCUAGAGCGGACCCCAGAGAGAGCUUGCACGCUCCCGGGAGCUGGCUCUAAGUUCUACUGCGCUGGAGAGUUUUGCUUUCCUUCGUCUCCCUGCCCUCAUGGUUCUAGCUAGUUCAGAGAAUGUGCCCCUCGGGAUGUGGGCCUCUCGUCAGAGGCCCCCUGACUGCAAGCCCUUCUUCCAGGUGUCAGGUGGAACAGCCCCCAGAGACAGCGUCAAAUUUUCAUGCAUGGAGCAUGAACUCUUAUUCAUGGCGACCGUGAUGUUUUCCUUGUUUUUGGAAAAAGUAUUAUGGAAAAAAAAAAAAAAAACGUUUUUCUUUUUUAAUGAAUGGAAAUACCAGAUGGACCUGUUAGUACAUUUUUAAGGCAUUUUUAUAUUUGAUGGUGCCGUACUUUUAAUAAUAAAACUAAAGUUUUUUAGUGGCAAUACUGAUUUAUUUUUUAAACCAGAAAGAUAACCCAUAUUGAUUACUUAAUACAAAAAAAAAAAGGGAAAAAUGCCAAAAAAAAAUUUACAAAAUUUAUUUGAAACAACAGCAAGGUGAGCAUUGCGGGGAGGUGUCGAGACUUCCCAGACUUCCAUCAUUUUACUCUGACAGAUUUGGAAUUCUUUAACCCCACACUCAGGAUUAGCAGACAGUUCUGGGUGCGAGUCUUAGAACACUUUCACUAUCCCUGCUUUGGGAUUGAGUUUUUUUUACAACUCAGAAAGAUAAGGUAGGCAGUUUUGCUUUUUUGUAUGCUUAAAACAAAUCCUCCUCUCAGACAGGUAAUCAGAAGUUCUGGUCACAGUCUGAAACUGGUCUUUCUUGGGAAACUCCCAGUGGCGUCGGUCGUACAGCUGACCAGUCCUCCCAGGACGUGCUGUGGGACUGCUCGGGGCCCUCACUGGGUUUCUCGGGUAUGUAACCACUGCGGCACUUUCUGGCUCGCUUGAGAACCAGGCGGUUUCCCGAGCUGAGACGGAUUGCACAACCAGAUCUUAAACGAAGCAGAGAAGUCAUUGCGCUGAAGUGACCAAGAAGUAAUUUAAGGCAAAAAGAAUUGUUUAAAACCUGAUGUCUCCCAUCUAAAUAUUUUCUUUCUAAACCAUACUUUCAUUUUCUUAAAAAUGAAACUUGGUGGUAUUUAGAAUCUAGACAUCCCAUGUUGCUAUUUCACAUCACUGCUUUAGUUGCUUAAUAUUUAAGCUUUGCUUCAUGCUGCCUGUCUGUUUCCAAAUCUUCAAAGCCUAUUUCAUUUUUGUAGACUUGAAUGACAAAAAUGGUUUCUCAUGUGAAGUAUGCUGAGACUUAAAUGUUCAAGGACAUUGUUGUAACGUUUAUCCAAUAAAGUCUUGAUUUUUUUCUAAAUAAUUA